AUGGACUCGCGGGUGUCGGAGCUGUUCGGGGGCUGCUGCCGGCCCGUGGGGGGCGGCGGGGCGCUGCGCGGCCGCGGGGGGGCGGGGGCCGGCGGGGGCUCCAAGGGGAAGAAGAAAAGCGGGAGGAACCGGGGCGGCAAGGCCAACAACCCGCCCUACCUGCCGCCGGAGGCAGAAGAUGGGAACAUAGAAUACAAGCUGAAGCUGGUGAACCCCUCGCAGUAUCGCUUUGAGCACCUGGUGACACAGAUGAAGUGGCGGCUGCAGGAAGGCCGGGGUGAGGCUGUCUACCAGAUCGGCGUGGAGGACAAUGGGCUACUGGUGGGCCUGUCAGAAGAAGAGAUGCGUGCUUCCCUCAAGACAUUGCGCCGGAUGGCUGAAAAGGUUGGAGCUGACAUCACCAUCCUGCGGGAGCGUGAGGUAGAUUAUGACAGCGAUGUUCCCAGGAAGAUAACAGAGGUUCUUGUCCGGAAGGUCCCUGAUAACCAGCAGUUCCUAGACCUGCGAGUGGCUGUGCUUGGGAACGUGGAUUCAGGGAAGUCAACGCUGCUGGGUGUCCUGACCCAGGGUGAGCUGGAUAAUGGGCGGGGCAGAGCCCGCCUCAAUCUCUUCCGGCACCUCCAUGAGAUCCAGUCAGGGAGAACAUCCAGCAUCAGCUUUGAGAUCCUUGGCUUCAAUAGCAAAGGAGAGGUGGUGAACUACAGUGACUCACGGACAGCAGAAGAGAUCUGUGAGAGCUCCUCCAAGAUGAUCACUUUCAUUGAUCUGGCUGGCCACCACAAGUACUUGAAAACCACCAUAUUCGGCCUCACCAGCUACUGCCCAGACUUUGCCAUGCUGGUGGUGAGCGCCAACACUGGCAUCGCAGGUACCACACGGGAGCACCUGGGCCUGGCCAUGGCCCUCAAGGUUCCCUUUUUCAUUGGCGUCAGCAAAGUGGACUUGUGUUCCAAAGCCACCGUGGAACGGACAGUGAAGCAGCUGGAGCGGAUCCUGAAGCAGCCGGGCUGCAACAAGCUGCCCCUGCUAGUGAACUCGGAGGAUGACGCCGUCACGGCAGCGCAGCAGUUUGCACAGUCUCCCAACAUCACCCCGAUCUUCACUCUAUCCAGUGUUUCUGGAGAGAACCUGGAUCUCUUAAAAGUUUUCCUCAACAUCCUUCCUCCUCUGACCAACAGCAAAGAGCAGGAGGAGCUGAUGCAGCAACUUACAGAGUUCCAGGUGGAUGAAAUCUAUACUGUGCCUGAAGUGGGGACUGUUGUGGGAGGAACUCUGUCCAGUGGGAUCUGCAGGGAGGGGGAGAGCCUUGUGGUCGGUCCCACUGAUGAUGGCAAGUUCCUCCAGCUGAAGGUGUGCAGCAUCCAGCGGAACCGCUCCGCGUGCCGUGUGCUCCGGGCAGGACAAGCUGCCACACUGGCCCUUGGGCCCUUUGACCGCUCCCUCCUGCGCAAGGGCAUGGUGAUGGUGAGCCCAGAGAUGAACCCCACCAUCUGCUCAGUAUUUGAAGCCGAAAUCGUGCUGCUCUUCCAUGCCACGACUUUCCGAAAGGGAUUCCAGGUGACUGUGCACGUGGGGAAUGUGCGGCAGACGGCCAUCGUAGAGAAGAUCCAUGGAAAGGACAAGCUGCGGACAGGGGAGAAGGCUGUUGUUCGUUUCCGGUUCAUCAAACAUCCCGAAUACUUAAAGAUUGGCGCCAAGCUGCUGUUCCGUGAAGGAGUCACCAAAGGUAUCGGACACGUCACCGACCUCCAAGCUAUCACCACUGAAGAGAACAGCCUGGAUGAGAGCCUGGGGCCCGGGCGUUUGACUUUCUGACUCUCACUAAGUCUGAGAGAUCUCCAGACUCCAGCAAUGGAGGAAGAGAGAGUUGAGGGGAGUUGUCCUGCCCUUCACAUGACUGGAACUGCUGCUGUCCGGUUUUAGCAUGGGUUUCUCCUCUCCACACUGUGAGGAUGGAGCCCAGGAGAUCUCCCUUUGUUCAGUACCCCUCACGGGGCAAGUUAAGCAUGUUGUCUCUGCAUCGUCUGCUGCUUUCAUUAUCCUGCCCUCCACCACAAUAGACCAGAGGCAGCCUUAGUCUGGGCAGGCGAGUCCUGGCUUUGUUUACAGUACUUUGGUGGGAAGUUCAUGGCUGAUAUGGUGCAAAGCUCCUGAGGUGCUGAGCAGCAAUGAAGGGAUGCUGCCACCUCUGUUUCAGGAUCAGUCCCAUUGCAGCUCUCUGAGCAUUGGGCCUGACCCAUACUGUGUGUGCCCCGUCUCCCAGUCUUAGGCUUUUCCCUCCAGGGCAGAGACCUUUGGGAUGGCAUAGGAGGCCCAGCUACCCAGAGUGCAGAGACUUGGUUAAACUCGGGUUCACAAACAAUAAGAACCCAAGAAAAAUUCAGGACACUUUUAGCCCUUUUAAUCUUGGUUGAUUUUAAUCCCUCGUGUGCCCCCUUCUGUGUUCAGUGGCUCCUGCUUGGCUGUCCCAGCUCUUCCGCCAAACCAGCACAAACAGGGAUCUCCUCACAGACUAGCCCCUGCCAGACGGUGACUUGAGCCCCAUGCCCAUCCUAGUGCUCGUAUCUUGUGGGUGGCUGGGGCUUCCCCCACACAUCCCAGUGCAAUCAGCCUCCUCAAGAACCUGCAUGAAGCCAGGGUCUCUGCCUCUAGCCCUCUGCUCGCUGAAGCAGCUGAGCAUCCUGCUGGCCCAAGCAGGAGGCCGUUUUGGGGAACAGAGCUGGGCCCACACCUGGGCUUGUAUCUGCUUCAGCUAAGCUCCCCUGCGGGAGGUCUCCAUUGAGUUAAUGGCAGGGCUUUGUGAUGGAUUUCCCUGUUGCAGUCAGUUUGUGCUGCAGCCCAGCUUGCU
This is a messenger RNA of Mauremys mutica (yellowpond turtle), 2848 nucleotides long. RefSeq names its product GTP binding protein 2 (gene GTPBP2). The coding region runs from base 1 to 1815 and encodes 604 amino acids. NCBI's taxonomy places the organism in Eukaryota, Metazoa, Chordata, Testudines, Geoemydidae. The record is from RefSeq and is a predicted model, not a curated record. The transcript has 12 exons. Gene Ontology annotation, molecular function: translation elongation factor activity; GTPase activity; GTP binding. Gene Ontology annotation, biological process: translational elongation.